Molecule: messenger RNA, 1127 nt
Organism: Corylus avellana
Lineage: Eukaryota; Viridiplantae; Streptophyta; Magnoliopsida; Fagales; Betulaceae
Product: aquaporin TIP4-4
Biological process (GO): transmembrane transport
Cellular component (GO): membrane
Molecular function (GO): channel activity
Source: RefSeq, a predicted model, not a curated record
UAUUUGGCAGCUGCUCAGCUCAGAGAUGGCUCAGAAUGUGCCAAUGGUCGAGGAUGAAGAAAGCUUCUACAUUGGAAGUAGAGUCCAACCCGUGCCCUCAACGCCAAAGCCAGAUCAAAGUAGAUUUGAGGAUGGGAAGAGCAAUACUUGUAAUUUGAGUGAGAUGUUGGGCUUGGAGGAGUUCUUCUCUUUGAAUGUGUGGAGAGCAUCUUUGGCAGAGCUAAUUGGCACGGCAAUCUUUGUUUUUGCAAUUGACACAGUAGUCAUAUCCUCCUAUGAAACCAAAACAGAAUCACCAAAACUUUUGAUGUCACUCCUUAUUUCCAUCAUCAUCGCAAUUCUCCUCCUCGCCGUCAAUCCGGUUUCCGGCGGCCACAUCAACCCUGCCAUCACCUUAGCGGCGGCGCUUGUCGGCCUCAUUUCCCUUUCGCGGGCGGCGAUAUACAUUUUGGCACAAUGUGCUGGUUCUGUGCUGGGUGCACUAGCACUCAAGGCCGUGGUCAACAGCACCAUUGAAGACACAUUCUCCCUUGGCGGCUGCACUCUCACCGUCGUUGCGCCGGGACCGAAAGGGCCGAUUUCCAUUGGGCUUGGGACAAGCCAAGCCCUCUGGCUGGAGAUAAUAUGUACAUUUGCGCUUCUUUUUGCUUCAAUAUGGAUAGCUUUUGAUCAUCGCCAAGCCAGGGUUUUGGGCCGAGUUAUCAUUUUCUCCAUCAUUGGAAUAGUAGUGGGCCUUCUUGUGUUUGUGUCUACGACUGUGACGGGAGCCAAGGGCUACGCCGGUGCUGGAAUGAACCCAGCAAGGUGUUUGGGCCCAGCAAUUGUUAGAGGGGGCCACCUCUGGAAUGGGCACUGGGUUUUUUGGGCUGGGCCCACAAUUGCCAGCGUGGCAUUUUAUCUCUACACUAAGAUUAUCCCACGUCAGCAUUUCCAUGCCCAUGGGUAUAAACAUGAUUUCCUGAACAUUUUGAAGGCUGUCUUUGCAUCGGACUCUGUUACAAGCUAAGGUAGGAAAAGUUAUAGCAAAAGUUCUGUAACUCUUUUGCAAUGAUGCAAUAACUCAGCAUCAGUCUCUGAUUACGAUGUGUUUUUACGUUUUCUAAUGAAAAAUCAAUUACCCCAUAUCA